CUCCCAUCCAGGGUUCAAAAACAAAACCAUAUCACCCCCCAAACUGAAUUUCCUUUUCUUUGAACUUCUUUUUUAAUCUUUCUGAACUCCCAACUCUUCCCAUUAACAUUUUUUGUAUCUAACAUCAAGAGAAGAAAGAAAGAUUGCCUAUAGCUAUGUGCAACUCUAAGCCUAAUUCUUCCCCUUCCUCCUUCAUUUCUACCAAUAAAAGCCAUCUCUUAAACCCCAACAAAACCAUGGAUCUCCUCAUUGAUGAUCAAGAACUUCAUCGCUGGCCAAAUCCUUCUGAGGCUCUUGAAGAAAUCAAAGAGAUAGGAAAAAUAUCAGGACCAACAGCCAUCACUGGGCUAAUACUAUAUUCAAGAGCCAUGAUUUCGAUGCUUUUUCUUGGAUACCUUGGUGAACUUGAGCUCGCAGGCGGCUCUCUUUCCAUAGGGGUUGCGAAUAUUACCGGCUACUCGGUGAUCUCUGGCCUGGCCAUGGGCAUGGAGCCCAUUUGCGGCCAAGCCUACGGCGCUAAGCAGAUGAAACUACUCGGCCUCGCUCUGCAACGAACCAUCUUGCUGCUUCUCACCACCAGCAUUCCCAUCUCCUUCAUGUGGUUUAACAUGAAAAGAAUCCUCUUAUGGUGUAAUCAAGAUGAAGAAAUCUCAUCAGUUGCUCAGACUUUCAUCCUCUUCGCCAUCCCAGACCUCUUUUUCCUUUCAUUGCUUCAUCCUCUGAGAAUCUAUCUCAGGACUCAGGGCAUCACAUUGCCAUUGACGUACUGCUCAUCUAUCUCAGUUCUGCUUCAUGUCCCGUUGAACUUUCUCCUGGUGAAGUAUUUCAACAUGGGCAUUGCUGGAGUGGCCUUAGCAAUGGCUUUAACAAACCUCAAUCUUGUUCUAUUGCUCUGCUCAUAUAUAUACUUCUCAGGCGUGUACAAGGGAUCAUGGGUGGCCCCGAGCCUGGACUGUCUGAAGGGCUGGUCGUCUCUUCUAUCCUUGGCAAUUCCCACUUGCAUUUCUGUCUGUCUCGAGUGGUGGUGGUAUGAGCUGAUGAUAAUGCUUUGUGGGCUCUUAUCGAACCCCAAAGCCACAAUCGCCUCAAUGGGAAUUCUCAUUCAGACAACUUCAUUAGUCUAUGUAUUCCCCUCUUCCCUCAGUCUUGGAGUCUCAACCAGAGUAAGCAACGAGCUCGGCGCCAGGCGGCCCGCCAAGGCCCGCAUUUCGAUGAUCGUUUCUCUCUUCUGCGCCGUGGCGUUAGGCGUCGCCGCCAUGCUGUUCACCACGCUUAUGAGGCACAGAUGGGGCAGGUUUUUCACAGGAGAUGCCGAGAUUCUUGAGCUGACGACGGUGGCAUUGCCGAUAGCUGGGCUCUGCGAGCUCGGCAACUGCCCGCAGACCACUGGCUGCGGGGUUCUGAGAGGAAGCGCGAGGCCCACCAUUGGAGCAAACAUCAACCUCGGUUCAUUUUACUUGGUUGGAAUGCCGGUGGCGUUCUUCAUGGGAUUCGGGCUGAAACUGGGGUUUGCUGGGCUGUGGCUAGGAUUGCUAGCAGCGCAGGGGUGUUGCGCAUUGCUAAUGCUCUUUGUCCUGUGUAGAACAGAUUGGAUUCUACAAGUAGAAAGAGCCAAAGAACUCACAAAAGCUCAAUCUUCUUCUUCAUCUAAUUCUUCUUCUUCUGGUUCUUUGCUGCCAGUUUCAACAGCAGAGACUAAGGAAGUUACCAAGAAAAGGGCUGACAGUACUCAUAAUAAUCUUGAUCAGAUCAUUUUAUGUCCUAAUGAUGAGUUUGUACUAAAGUCAUCACCUCCUCUUGAAACAGACCCUCUCAUUAUAACUACACAAGUUCAUCAUCAAUAGGGUAGCUUUCGAUUUUUUUCCUUUUUCUUCUUCUUUUCUUUUUUCCAAAAUUUGGGCCCCUUUCAGAUGAUCAUGAUCAUGAGGGCGGCUGAUGUGGAAAUUCUUGAAUUGGAUUUUUACUCCCAUUAAUUUCUUGUACCUUUCUUCCUUCUCCUCAUUGUACUGUACCCUUACAGUGUAGAGAGUAGUUUUCUUUCCACCACCUCCCUCUUUUUUCUAACAUAUAGUGCUGCUGCUCUAUGUUCUUUGUUUAUUCCUCCUCUUUCAGACAUCAUUAAAUUACCUUUUCCUUGAAUUUGUGGGCUGUAAUAAUAUAAUAUAAUAUAUAUAUAUAUAUAUAUAUAUAUAUGUACAUUGUUGGGUUUUUAUUAGUUUUCUCCAUCCGUAGUGUCAGAGAAAGAUCGAUGAUUAGAGAAAACAAAAAAAAAGGGGGGUUAAGGGUUGUUUUAAUUUAAAAGAGGAUCCGCCUGCCCUUUUCUUUCUUGUUUCCAGCUUCCCUAUUAGGUCACGACAUUCUCUACCUAAAAUGGAAAUUUAGCAUAUUCUUCCUCUACCAUAAAUAUAUAGUUUUUAUCAUUUAACGUUAA
This is a messenger RNA of Sesamum indicum (sesame), 2431 nucleotides long. RefSeq names its product MATE efflux family protein (gene ZF14). Gene Ontology annotation, biological process: xenobiotic detoxification by transmembrane export across the plasma membrane. Lineage: Eukaryota; Viridiplantae; Streptophyta; Magnoliopsida; Lamiales; Pedaliaceae. The record is from RefSeq and is a predicted model, not a curated record. Gene Ontology annotation, molecular function: xenobiotic transmembrane transporter activity; antiporter activity. Gene Ontology annotation, cellular component: membrane.